ACUGCCUGUGAGGGUUGCGCGAUUUCGUCAAGGUGACGUCAUUGUUAAGGUGAACGUUAAUCAGUUACAAAUUCCGUGAAUUAUUUUGUUUAGCUAACUACCGAGUAUACAAUUCACUGUACAGACUACCGAUAUCAGCCUACACAGGCAUUUAAAAGUGGAUGCGAAUAAUGUCACACUGGAUCUGCUGUAACUCCUGCUUCAUGUCACCUGAAUCUGACCGUCAGCUUGCGGUCACAAACUGUGGUCAUGUCAUCUGUAAUGUUUGCUUUCAGAGAGGAAAGCAAGGAGUGUGUCUCAUUUGCCAAGCAAAGUGUCAGAUCUGCCCACUAUCUGAUAAAAGCAGCUUAGAGGUUCAGGCACUUUUCUCAGAUAUCAACACAGUUGCAGUCAAAUACUCUUCAGAGAUAAUCAAGGUCUCACAAUUCCAGGCAAGACACCUGAAAAGAUUAAUGGCCCACAAUCAGCAGAAGAUGGAGAGAAUGAAGGAGGCUGGACUGAAAAUGCAGCAAGAGAUGCAGAAGAUGUCCAAAAAAAUUGCAGAACAGAAUGCCUACAUAUCAAAGUUAGAGAUGACUCUUCAACAACAAAGUUCUCGACUGACACCACAGUCUAACCGAGAUUUCCAUUCAGCAAAUCACUUGAGACCAGUGCCCUCAGUGACAAAAAUUCUGUAUUCUUCUCCACUUUCAAUGUCACCAAAGAUAUCCACGACUAGCUUAGAUGUAGGCAUAGAAGUUGACACCAGAGGGCUCUCUCAAAAGGUACACUUUGUACAUUUUCUGUAUAUUUUUCCAUGUGUGAUCGAUGAAUGGGACCUAAUUGAGCUUAUGUGUUAUUUAUUGAGUAGAAUUAGUCUCAUAAGCCCACCACAGAAUGGCUGCAUAGGUACUGUUCCUCACAGAGCAUCAAGUCAGAGCGCUAUGGGUAGCCAUUCAAUGCCGUUCAGUGCCACUGUCAGUAGGAAAUUCUCCACUGGUAUACGGGACCCUGUGAUGAGUCCAUCCCAUAACGUGGCCUACCGCAGGGAAUCGCCAUGGGAAACACCCGUGUUCAAAAUGCCCUCGGCCUACAAAUACCCCUCUGUGUCCUCCCUGGGACCCCCGACAUGACAUAACAUCCAGUCCAAAAGCAAUACAGCUUAUCACACUCAAAACACCAUUUUCUGUCUCGAAGCUGUGCUGUUCUCGUCUGGCUUUGCGAUGAUGCACAGCAGGAGAUAUUAGAGUAAAAGACAUUAGGCUAAUUACUACAUCAUCUACAUGAGCACGAAUAGACGUGCUAACCUGUAAUAGAUUCUCUUUUGAUAUAGUACAAUGCAUUAAAUCUGCCUCCCUGUGGAAAGCAAUGGACAUCUGUUUUCUUGUUUUCAUAAAUGUUUCUAUGUACAUGAUUUGUUUGUGAGUGUGAAAUUUAAUAUGCCAUUUUGCGCAUGACUCACAUUGUGUCAGCAGCGUGUGCUGUUAAUCAAAUACAAUGUUCUCUUCAGCAUGUUUUUUUUUCCUGUAACAUGCUAAUGCUA
This is a messenger RNA of Myxocyprinus asiaticus (Chinese sucker), 1522 nucleotides long. RefSeq names its product probable E3 SUMO-protein ligase RNF212. Gene Ontology annotation, molecular function: SUMO transferase activity. The record is from RefSeq and is a predicted model, not a curated record. Bases 162 to 1112 code for a protein of 316 amino acids. Gene Ontology annotation, biological process: homologous chromosome pairing at meiosis; reciprocal meiotic recombination; protein sumoylation. Gene Ontology annotation, cellular component: synaptonemal complex. The transcript has 13 exons. NCBI's taxonomy places the organism in Eukaryota, Metazoa, Chordata, Actinopteri, Cypriniformes, Catostomidae.